Fukomys damarensis (Damara mole-rat) is the source of this 3788-nucleotide messenger RNA. It is a transcript of the gene Papola, whose product is annotated as poly(A) polymerase alpha. Gene Ontology annotation, molecular function: poly(A) RNA polymerase activity; RNA binding. Gene Ontology annotation, cellular component: nucleus. The record is from RefSeq and is a predicted model, not a curated record. The annotation marks the transcript as partial. Lineage: Eukaryota; Metazoa; Chordata; Mammalia; Rodentia; Bathyergidae. The transcript has 22 exons.
CCCAGUUCCACUUUUAGUCCAGUUACAACACAGGGAUCACAACAGACACAGCCCCCGCAGAAGCACUAUGGCAUCACCUCUCCUAUCAGUUUAGCAUCCCCCAAGGAGACGGAUUGGGUGCUGACACAGAAACUCAUUGAGACUCUGAAGCCCUUUGGGGUUUUUGAAGAGGAAGAAGAACUGCAGCGCAGGAUUUUAAUUUUGGGAAAAUUAAAUAACCUGGUGAAAGAGUGGAUACGAGAAAUCAGUGAAAGCAAGAAUCUUCCACAGUCUGUAAUUGAAAAUGUUGGAGGAAAAAUUUUUACAUUUGGAUCUUACAGAUUAGGAGUACAUACAAAAGGUGCCGAUAUUGAUGCAUUGUGUGUUGCACCAAGACACGUUGACCGAAGUGACUUUUUCACCUCAUUCUAUGAUAAAUUGAAAUUACAGGAAGAAGUAAAAGAUUUAAGAGCUGUUGAAGAGGCAUUUGUACCAGUCAUCAAACUUUGUUUUGAUGGGAUAGAGAUUGAUAUUUUAUUUGCAAGAUUAGCACUGCAAACUAUUCCAGAAGAUUUGGACCUACGAGAUGACAGUCUGCUUAAAAAUUUAGAUAUAAGAUGCAUAAGAAGUCUUAAUGGUUGCAGGGUAACCGAUGAAAUUUUACAUCUAGUACCAAACAUUGACAACUUCAGGUUAACUCUGAGAGCUAUCAAACUGUGGGCCAAACGCCACAACAUCUAUUCCAAUAUAUUAGGUUUCCUCGGUGGUGUUUCCUGGGCUAUGCUAGUAGCAAGAACUUGCCAGCUUUAUCCAAAUGCAAUAGCAUCAACUCUUGUACAUAAAUUUUUCUUGGUAUUUUCUAAAUGGGAAUGGCCAAAUCCAGUGCUAUUGAAACAGCCUGAAGAAUGCAAUCUUAAUUUGCCUGUAUGGGACCCAAGGGUAAACCCCAGUGAUAGGUACCAUCUUAUGCCUAUAAUUACACCAGCAUACCCACAGCAGAACUCCACGUACAAUGUGUCCGUUUCAACACGGAUGGUCAUGGUUGAGGAGUUUAAACAAGGUCUUGCUAUCACAGAUGAAAUUUUGCUGAGUAAGGCAGAGUGGUCCAAGCUUUUUGAAGCUCCAAACUUCUUUCAAAAGUACAAGCAUUAUAUUGUACUUCUAGCAAGUGCACCAACGGAAAAACAGCGCCUAGAAUGGGUGGGCUUGGUGGAAUCAAAAAUCCGAAUCCUGGUUGGAAGCUUGGAGAAGAAUGAAUUUAUUACAUUGGCUCAUGUGAAUCCCCAGUCAUUUCCAGCACCCAAAGAAAAUCCUGACAAGGAAGAAUUUCGUACAAUGUGGGUGAUUGGGUUAGUGUUUAAAAAAACAGAAAAUUCUGAAAAUCUCAGUGUUGAUCUCACCUAUGAUAUUCAGUCUUUCACAGAUACAGUUUAUAGGCAAGCAAUAAACAGCAAGAUGUUUGAGGUGGAUAUGAAAAUUGCUGCAAUGCAUGUAAAAAGAAAGCAACUCCAUCAACUACUACCUAAUCAUGUGCUUCAGAAAAAGAAAAAGCACUCAACAGAAGGAGUGAAAUUGACAGCUCUGAAUGACAGCAGCCUUGACUUGUCUAUGGAUAGUGACAACAGCAUGUCUGUGCCUUCACCCACCAGUGCUGCAAAGACCAGUCCAUUGAACAGCUCUGGCAGCUCUCAGGGCAGAAACAGUCCUGCUCCAACUGUGACGGCAGCAUCUGUGACCAACAUCCAGUCUCCCGAAGUCUCCGUGCCACAAACAAAUUCCAGUGACAGCUCAGGGGGUACAUCGAGUGAAAGCAUUCCUCAAACUGCCACACAGCCAGCCAUUUCACCACCACCAAAGCCUACAGUCUCCAGAGUUGUUUCCACAACACGUCUGGUAAACCCACCACCUAGACCUUCAGGAAAUGCAACAACAAAAAUACCUAAUCCUAUAGCAGGAGUCAAGAGGACAUCUUCCCCUCAUAAAGAAGAGAGUAAAAGGAAAAAGAAAAGAGAGAAGGAUGAAACAAGUGAAGAUGCUAACUGUGUUGCUUUGAGUGGACAUGAUAAAACAGAAGCAAAGGAACAACUUGAUACAGAGACAUGUACAGCUCAAUCAGAAACUACUCAGACAGCAGCUUCUCUGUUGGCCUCUCAGAAAACAUCCAGUACAGACCUUUCUGAUAUCCCUGCUCUCCCUGCAAAUCCUAUUCCAGUUAUCAAGAAUUCAAUAAAACUGAGAUUGAAUCGGUAAAAACAACCUCAGGGGUCCAUAAACAAUAUCUGCCAACUCAACCUGUUGUCUUCAAAUGCUAAAAAAAGAAGAAUGGAGGGUACAAGACUAGACAAGACUGAAAAUAUAUUAGGUUUUUUUUGGUGACCUCCCUCACUGGGCUAAUCAGCACUUGAUCGGAAGUCCAGGUUAGUAUGUGAAGCCAGGAGUACUGUUAUUAUUGUGUUAGCAACAGUUGCAUUAUCUAUUUAAAAAAAAAAAAAUAUUACUGCCUUUAAAAAAAAACCUCAAGCUAUAUUUGUAUCCAUAAUUGACAUCUGGAUUUGGUUUAUGUUUGAUGCAUUGUUUGGAAAAUUUGCAAUACAAACUGGCAUAAGAAUUCCUUAUUCUGAUGAUGCACUUUUAUGUAUUUUUUUUUUAUUAGAAAGUAGAACUAAUUUUAGAUUUUCAGCUUGAUGGAUUUUCAUUUUUUCCCAAAGAAUUUCCUUUACCCUUAGUCUUCAAAUUGGAUACUGUUGUGCAGAGGUGUACUAUCUUACAAGAGUACAUCUAAAUCUAGUUCAGUCCAUGUGAGGUAGUGGCAGCCCAGAAAAAUGAAAUGUCAACUCUUGGGUGUAUGUUUGACACUGAAAGAAUAAUUAGGAAAUACUUGGUUUUGAUGGGGUUAUGAUUAAGAAAUGAUAUAUUGGUUUUAUUUUUAUUUUUUAUUUUUUUGGUGCCAGGGAUUGAACUCAAGUCCUUGCUCUUGCAAGGCAGGCACCAGAACCACUGAGCUAAAUCCCUGGCCCUUGGUUUUAUUUAUAGAGUCGUUUUGUAGUGCAUACAAAUCAGUGAUCAGCCAGCAAAUAUAUUUCUUUGAGCUUACUGAAGUUCCAUAUUCUUUUGCCUUCUAUCUGUUGUCUUUAAAACAAAUGAAAACCUUUUUUCAGCCCCCCCCUCCCCUUUUGUGUAUAUGCAUAAAGUAGGACUUACUUCACAAAAACCAAAAUGCCAGUAUUUUCUUAAGCCAUGAUGUGAAACCAGUGACCCGGUGGCUACAUGGCACAGAACACUAAAUUUUGGUCCCAUGGCUGAAAUUUUAUGGUGACUAAAGUUAAUGCCUCUGUGAAACUGAUAUCUAACUUGGAUGGCCAUUUGAUCUCUAAAUAAGAGGAAUUUUGUACACUCCACAGAUCUCCUGUUCCUAUUAAUAAAUUGAUUUUCAAUUUUAAAUGUGGGCAAAAAGGCAUUUUCUCCAAGAUUUUUAAACUAAUUUUCAUUUUUAACUGGUUUACCAAAAUUUGUCAGCAAAUUUUACAUAAAAAAACAUUUUAAAAAUCAUUUCUAGCAAGCACUUAACAUCUAGUCAGCUCUUCUACUUCUUUUUUGUUUUGUUUUAUUCUAGCAAAGGAUUAGAACCACCUUUCUUUAUAGAAAAUAAUUUCUCAUAAUAAAGCAACAUAACGUCCAUCUUCACAAUGUAUAAGGGAUGCCAGAUGUUGAUAGACUUACUGUUUCUUAAUCUGGACAAAGCAAACCCAACAAGAUUUCUCCAGUGAGCAUGUUUUUGAAUCUUCCAUUGUGCUCCAUUCUAUCACAUG